GCUCGGACAAUGAAGGCAAACAUUCGAUUACAGCGUCUGAUCUUGAAGGUCCUUGCUGUGCGCCUAUUAGAGCGCCACCUAGUUCACCUGAGAUUAUGCAUGAGAUUCGCAAGUUUCGAGUACGUCGAAUGCAUAAGGUGAUGCAUGUUUUGGAUCAAAUAUACUUUUCACCGGUUCUACAACGAAAGUUCAAGGCUCUUGCGCGUCUUAAGCGCCGCCGCCAUAAAUUGGGUUGCAAGGCGGUUGGUUCAAAGCGUGCUACUGGUGGGGGUGGACCAAGUUCACCAAAUGGCAAUGCCAGUGAGAGAUUGAUAAGCAGCGAAAGCCCCCAGAUAACUGUCAAAACCGCACGCCAGUCGCCUGACUCUGAAAGCUCCGAAAGCAAUGGGUCUCAGUCGUCAGACUUAUUGACCGAUGCAAGUAACGAAAUAAAUCAGACUGGUAAACAGUCAACUCGUAAGCGUAACAAAAAAAAGAAGCACAUGGCUACAGAAAAAUGCAAAACUAAAGCAACUAACCGAAAAAUGCGUGUUGACCGGAACUUGCGACUUUGGCUGGCUAACCGACGCAUUUUCAUUUUUCGCCGCAAAAAGAACCGCCGACAGCGUAUCCGAAACAAGCCGCUUAAGAAGCGUGGCGAAGUGAUUAGAACGGCACUCGAUUUACCUACCACCGAUCCGGGCUCUGAUUUACAUUUUUCCACAGAUGAUGAAGAAGUUUUCCCAACAGGUAACGUCACAUUUGGGGCAGUAGCACCACUUCGUCACACUCUACUGCAGAGUGAGUUGCAGCGGCGAUAUAUUGAAGAAAUUGGAGACUUGGUAGUGCAAAAGCCCAAACCCGCCCAUAUGCCGCCAGAAUUAAUCGUCACAGCACCCUCCAAAAACUGCGGUCCAGGUGGAGUUAAAAAAUUGGAAGUAUACAAACUGAUACCUAGCACAGCACCCGAGCAACAAGCUCAGAUGCAAGCCAAGACAAGCGGUACUGGCGCUCGACGCACGUAUUCCUGGCACAAUCUCAACCAAGAUAGCGGCCGUGCUAAACCUAGUUUCUUCAUGAACGAAUCAAAACCAGACCCAAAGAUUCAGAAGAGUCCAACGAGGCGCAUACCAAACAAUUUCAUCCCACUAAAUCUGCAAAGUCAUGGCCAUUCAAACCACGCUGAGGACCUACACGUAAAACUAUCCAUUAAAAAAAAAAUUUGGGCGGGAGCUUACGGUGACUCUGACGUUCGACCACUGGGUUGGUACAAAGGCCAAUCCCAGGCACAUGCUCACAUGGCUACCGUGAUGGCAACGGCAGCAGCUACUGCAGCUCUUCGAAGCGCUGAAGGGUCACAAGCUCGAAGCAUGUAUACCGCCGCUAGUAACAAGGAACCAUUGAUAUCGGCAGCAGAAUCAACAACAGGUUCAGCAACCUUACCACCUGCUUAUGUAGGUGCGCCACGUAGAUCCCGCAAAUUGGAGCAGGUGGAUUUAUUUAACGCCUGUUCAGAAAAGCUGUUAUUGUGGCAGCAAAACCAUACAAAAACACAACCUUCAAACACGCGCCUUUUAGGCGGGACGACUACUAAGCUAGAGAAUCCGCAGAUCUUUAUGCGCGGUCGCAAACCAAAAAAGAUCAUCCGAACAACCGGCGGAAAUGAUGCCCAUUCAAACGUGUCCGGAGUAACUGGGAAAGGGAAACGCAAGACAAGUAUAAUUAAACUUGCUGAGACGACGCAGUUUGUAACACGUUUUUCACGAACCCAUACAAGUACUGGAGGUUCUGCCGCUGGCAGCGGAUCAGAAAGCACACAAAACGCCUCUGUCAGUGGCAUUCAAAACUCUGGUGGACGCAUUACCAGCAAGUUUAAGACUGGUGGCCUAGUCGUAACAGCGGUCCAACAAUCGGUGGGCAGUCAUGCAGGGGGUGUUAAUGUUUCAAAACGUAUACCCCAUACUGGUGGUCUGCCCAUAAAAAAUAGCAGCAACAGUGUCGCCUCUAAUACUCAAAACAUGUUUCAAUGCCGCAUCGAAGAUAAACAAGUGGCAGGAAUUUCCCUAGACACGGUCAACCUGGUUCGCAAGGUUAAGACAAAGUUGAAAAAACGGAAGUCCCGCACGCUUGCGAAUGAUGCCGCUACAUCUGCUAAAUAAAAUCUAUCAGUAAUAGGGCCGAAACACUAAGAUCCCGGACAUCCCUCGACUCCCUCUUCGACAGUUUCCUUUAUCAAACUCUUUCAUGUACUUGUAUGUGAAUUUAUUAUUAAGCCAAAUUUUAGCUGAAUUAGUUAUAGAAAUAAUGCGCCAGAAUGGCAUUAAUGAUAAUAACCAAUUAGCAAAAUGUGAGCACAUUGAUGUAGCAAAAUUUAUGGGGUACUAUACUACCCCAAAGUGUAUGCAUUGCGUAUAAUGUACAUAUAUUUGAA
Messenger RNA from Drosophila arizonae, 2410 nucleotides. It is a transcript of the gene Nna1, whose product is annotated as Nna1 carboxypeptidase. The record is from RefSeq and is a predicted model, not a curated record. Gene Ontology annotation, biological process: proteolysis. Lineage: Eukaryota; Metazoa; Arthropoda; Insecta; Diptera; Drosophilidae. Gene Ontology annotation, molecular function: zinc ion binding; metallocarboxypeptidase activity.